This is a messenger RNA of Balaenoptera musculus (blue whale), 1786 nucleotides long. RefSeq names its product OCIA domain containing 2 (gene OCIAD2). Gene Ontology annotation, cellular component: mitochondrial inner membrane. Bases 262 to 726 code for a protein of 154 amino acids. The record is from RefSeq and is a predicted model, not a curated record. NCBI's taxonomy places the organism in Eukaryota, Metazoa, Chordata, Mammalia, Artiodactyla, Balaenopteridae. The transcript has 7 exons.
GCAGCGGCCGCGCGGGGAGGCGAGCUCGGCUGGGCGGGCGCCUGAGACGCGGCCUGCGAGGCGAUCCUCAGCCCCGCGGAUGAGCCCGCCUUGGCCGGGGGCGGGGGGGGGGGGGAGGAUGUGUGGUGACAGCGGAAGGGAUGGCGACAGGGGAUGGCCUCCUCUGCCCGCAUUACUUCGGGGGUCCUCAGGACGGAGACAUCGGGUCAAAUGAGGAAGCUGAGUCCACUCAACUAGAAGAGAAGCAAAGACAAAAUCAUCAUGGCUUCAGUGUCUACGCAUGAAAACCAAGAUAAAGGUCCCCAUUUGCCAGCACCAAGCAAGCAGAGUCUGUUGUUCUGUCCAAAAUCAAAACUGCACAUCCACAAAUCAGAGAUUUCAAAGAUUAUCCGGGAAUGUCAAGAAGAAAGUUUCUGGAAGAGAGCUCUGCCUUUUUCUCUUGUAAGCAUGCUUGUCACCCAAGGACUGGUCCACCAUGGUUAUUUAGCAGCUAAUCCAAGAUUUGGAUCAUUGCCUAAAGUUGCACUUGCUGGUGUCUUGGGAUUUGGCCUUGGAAAGGCAUCAUACAUAAGAGUAUGCCAGAGUAAAUUCCAUUCCUUUGAAGGUCAGCUGCGUGGGGCUGGUUUUGGUCCAGGGCAUAACAGGCACUGCCUGCUUACCUGUGAGGAAUGCAAAACAAAGCAUGGAUUAAGUAAGGAGGGAAGUUCACAGCCUUCGACUUCCUAAACUCUGUGUCUGUGGGUUUUGAAGUUUCUAAAAACAUCUGAAUUUGUACACCUUUAAAAUGUCAAAUGUACUUUAAAAUAAUUUACCUAUAGUAGAACAGAAACAUUGUGAUUCUCUCACUCUAUUGAAAUGCUUUCGCGGUUGAUUCUCCAUUGAAUUGAGCAUUCCAUGUUUUUCUGUUGUUUAAGAACAUGUUGGGAGCAUUCAUACACCAAAAGAAAUUCUGUUGCAUUCUUACUUGCUUACAGCUAAAUAAAAGAAUUUAGAGUCUUCUCUGAUUCACCCCCAUCCAUUCUUUCACUCUGCUUUUGUUCAGGGUUUUAAGAUCCCUGAUGGAGGAUAGGAAUGCAUGUUGAGGAACUUGGGAAUCAUGCCCCAGUGUGUAUGUAUGGAGGUAGAAAUACAGAGCAAGAAAGACUGUGACUAUGGGAAGUGCUUUCUAAAAUGUAGGGGCCAAGAUUUUUUAAUGAAAAAUAUUUCACUUUAAAGAGUCACAAUACGAAUCAACUGUCCUUUUGAUGACCUCGGUGACUUUUAUGUCUCCUCGGUAUGGUGAAGUUUUAGAAAAGCCCAUUGUUUUAGGUACCUUGCUUAGCUAAUGGUUACAUGCUCAUGGUCAGCUCUCAAGAACUGCGGUUCUUUUAUAUUCUGCUGGUGGCCUAAAAGAAUAAACACAACUUCCCAAAAUGUCCCUCAGGAACAGUUUACGUAAUUCUGGGAGGACUCACUGGAAGAAUUAAUUCCGAGAAUGAUAAACUUCAGGGCUUUCAGGGAGCUCAGAGGCUGCCAAUCCAACCCCAAGAGUUGCAUUCCUCUUCUCCUGCCAGGUUUUUUGCGUGAAAACAAACUCUUCCACUGGAGACCUUUUGUCUUUAUGACAGAUUGUCUGAGCCCUACAUGAAAACUUCUCUUGCAUCUUUGCAUUUUCUCAGGAAAAUACUUUAUAUAUGUGUCACCAUUUAUAUACUGGGGGUGUGUGUGUACUCGUUUGCAUUUUACUUACAUCUUGAAACCUGUACCGAGGAGGUAAAAAGGGAAACCUCAUUGAAAGUUAAUGCUU